CGGUAGCUUUCGCUCGGCUUCGGUUCUUCCAGCUUUUUUCGUGGCGGCACUGCGAGAAGGGAUGCGUGCUUUCGACGAACGUAGCUACGAAAAGCUGCGUUCCUUGUAACGACGCGCAGCUCGCAAAGCAUUCUCGUCGCUUCGUUAUUGUCGUUUUCGCAAGCAAUGGCAUCCGUUAAGCCAGUAGCAGUGUACACGAUAACUAAUGGAUUUGGUAAAGUCGACGUGAAGGCGGCGAACUCUCGUCCUUUUCCUCGAUACGGUGUGCCAAGUGAAACAGGCUUGGAUGGUCCCGAACAGAUUCUCUCGUCGGACGUUGACGCUACCUGGGAGCCGGACGGCACAGUUCGCGUCAAAUUCGACGACCAGUCGGACGACCACGAGCCAAUUUCGGUGCCGGGGCUGCUCGCUCGCGCGGCUCGCGACUACCCGUACAGGCCGGCGCUCGUUUCUCAACCCGAUGCCGACGGUAACCGUGCAAUCAUCACUUACAGGGUAUACGAAAGUCAAGUCAGAUCUGUGGCGAAGGCGUUUCUGCAUUUGGGUCUCGAGCGACAUCACAGCGUUUGCAUACUCGGGUUCAACGCGCCGCAGUGGUUCAUCGCGGAUCUUGCGGCCAUCUACGCGGGUGGCUUUGCCGCGGGAAUCUACACUACCAAUUCGGCAGAAGCUUGCCAAUACUGCGCUCAAACUAGCAGAGCCAACAUUAUCGUCGUGGAGAACAAUAGCCAACUAAAAAAGAUUCUGAAAAUCAAAGGAAAUCUUCCAAAGUUAAAAGCUAUUGUUCAAUACGAGGGCAUCCCGAAAGCCAAGAACGUUCUAAGCUGGAACGAGCUGUUGGAAAUAGGCCGCAAGCAAUCGGAUAAUCAGCUGAACAAAGUCUUGAAAACGAUCGGUGUCAACGAAUGCUGUACCCUCGUGUAUACGUCGGGAACUACGGGAAACCCGAAAGCCGUGAUGUUGAGCCACGACAAUCUUCUGAGCGACGCAGACGCAACUAAGAUGAUGCUAGGCUUGAGGGAGGCGCAAGAAGUCAUUAUAAGUUUUUUACCAUUGUCUCACAGCGCUGCGCAGUGCGCCGACGUGUUUUUGAGCAUAGCCGUAGCCGCGACGGUGCACAUCGCGGACAAGAACGCUCUGAAAGGAAGCCUGCUGGACACUCUGCUCGCCGUGCGCCCGACGAUCUUCUUCGCCGUGCCCCGCGUCUGGGAGAAAAUUCACGAGAAAAUGCAAGCCGCGUUACAAAACGACGGCCUCGUCAGGAGUUGGAUAAUCGGUUGGGCUCGGGCUCAAGGCUCCAAAACCAAUACGAAUCGCAUGAAAGGCAUCGAACCCAAGUCGACAACCUACAGGCUUGCCAAGUGGUUGGUCUUCGGCAAACUGAAGGCGAGCCUAGGACUGGACAGAUGCCACUCGCACAUCAGCGGAGCGGCACCGCUGAGCAGCGACGUCAAGCAGUACUUCAUGAGCUUCGACAUAGUCAUCAUGGAUUGUUACGGCAUGAGCGAGUGCGCUGGCCCCCACACGAUAACGACCAGUCGAGAAUUUCGAUUAGGUAGCAUCGGCCGUACUUUGCCCGGUUUCGCGACCAAAUUGGACAAUAUGGACGACCGUGGCGAGGGUGAAAUUUGCAUGAACGGGAGACACGUGUUCAUGGGCUACCUGAACAAUCCCGAGAAGACGAACGAGACGAAAGACCAAAAUAGCUGGCUGCACAGCGGAGAUCUCGGGAAGAUGGACGCCGAUGGAUUUUUAUAUAUCACCGGCAGAAUCAAGGAGCUCGUUAUCACUGCCGGCGGUGAAAACAUUCCUCCCGUUCGCAUCGAGGAUCUCGUCAAAGAACAGUGCCCGGCUAUCAGCAAUGCCAUGCUCGUCGGGGAUACCAGAAAGUAUCUCACGAUACUGAUCGCGCUCAAGACGCAAAUGGAUGUCGAGACUGGAGCGCCUUUAGAUGCCUUUUCCGAGAAGACACUUAACUGGGCACAAGCUUUGGGAAGCUCUUCGACAACGGUCACGGAAGUCCUUACUACGCGGGAUCAUGUGAUCGAACGAGAAAUCAGCGAAGCGAUAGACCGAGCGAACGAGAAGGCAAUAAGCAAUGCUCAGCGAGUGCAGAAAUUUCGAAUUCUACCUCACGAUUUUUCCAUACCAACUGGCGAACUUGGCCCGACAUUGAAGCUCAAACGAAACGAAGUUUUACACAAGUAUGCCGAUCUCAUCGACGACAUGUAUAAAGAGUGAUAGUAAUAGUUGUCUUUAUAUCCCGAAUCAUUCGUGACGAAUAUUGUGAGCGUGAGUUAUUUAUAUCAAGCUAUCCUUUAAAAUAAUUCGUGCAAAUUAAGAUAAUUAUAAUUAUUUACGAUAUUCAUUCUAAUCUUUUCAAAUGUUCAUUUUUCUGGUUUAAUAAAUGUAGGUAAUUCUAGACUACACUCGAUAACUACCUUAUAAAUACUGUCAACAUCUCGUUCAGCAACAAAUACACGUGGAGUGUAUUUGUGAAUACAACUAUAAUACGUAGAUGGGUUUUAAUCAGCAUAGCCCGUAAAGGCCUCGGUCAUGACUUGUUCGCAGUCACUACUCGCUAGAUGUCAAACGAGUGACAUUCGUUUUUAAACUUGUACCAUUUCCGUACUUUUUGGCAAUUCACACAGGAACUCGUAAUUUAAGCUCUUCUCGAACAGGCGUUUAUUCAACUUUCAACUUAUUUUCUUCAAAUUUAUUUAGUUUUCGAUUUAUUUAUCAAUUAUUAAUUGUUUCAAGUUAUAUCCAAACGUCCCAUCCUUUCAUUUUUCAAACGAGCUUUUUCAAACGUAGCGACGGAAGCAGCUCGUUUCCGUCGCUAUCAAUAAUAAAACGGUUGGCUACUUCACUAUCAAAUCCGAAGUGGGCGCUUUGUAGUCAUAAUUCAAACGAUCGGAUCUACGUAUACAUACUUGUUUUUGUGCUAGAACAUUUAAGGCUUAUAGAAAUAACAGUUCGUAUAGAGCGUAUAACCUACUCGCACGAGGUUGUAUCUAUCGAGAGGUGUCUGUGGGGGAGGUAACGCUGAGCGAGCGUGUUUUGACGAGCCUACAUUUAUUAUUAUUAUACGUUUAAUUUCUGUUUAUUCGAUUGGUCUGAAAUCGUCAUCACAAGCUGAGGCUAUUGUACAACUGACUUUCAUCCUUUGUAAUCAUUGUACUGUAUUUAUUAUAUAAAUAUAUGACGAUAACCCUGAACUACAAUAGGUAAAUUAUACGGAGAAAACGAUUUUUCUUACACGCAUUAUUGCACGUGAAACAUGAAAUAUAUGCAUGGGGUAUGGCAGCGAAUAUUCUCUUUUAGCCGGACGUUCGUUCCGUUGAAACGACACAUUGUUAGGGGACAGAUUAUGAGUGUAUGAAAGACUUUUUACAGAUACGACUUAAUAUAGUGACCCCAAGUACCGUAAAAAUAGUUUAUUAAUUAUUGUCGGUGAAAAAUUGCUUUUAACUCAAUUGAACAUUGCCA
This is a messenger RNA of Phymastichus coffea, 3489 nucleotides long. Its product is annotated as long-chain-fatty-acid--CoA ligase ACSBG2-like. The transcript has 10 exons. Bases 166 to 2241 code for a protein of 691 amino acids. The record is from RefSeq and is a predicted model, not a curated record. Gene Ontology annotation, cellular component: membrane; endoplasmic reticulum. NCBI's taxonomy places the organism in Eukaryota, Metazoa, Arthropoda, Insecta, Hymenoptera, Eulophidae. Gene Ontology annotation, molecular function: long-chain fatty acid-CoA ligase activity.